AUGGCCGACACAGAGGAGCACGACGAGAACCUCGUCAUCGACACCUCCGAAGACGCCGACUCCGCCUACGGCGACAACGACACCGAGUCCGCAACCACCUCCCUCCGCUCCGCCGUCUUCGCCUACCACUACGAGAACGGGCGGCGGUACCACGCCUACCGCAAAGGCGCCUACUGGGGCCCCAACGACGAAGCCUCCUCCGACACCCUCGACAUCUUCCACCACAUCUGCACCCUCACCCUCGGCGGGAAGCUGUUCCUCGCCCCGAUUUCAGAGAAUCCGCAGAGGGUGCUGGACGUAGGCACGGGGACGGGCAUCUGGGCGAUUGACUUUGCGGACCAGUUCCCGAGCGCGCAGGUUAUUGGCACGGAUCUGAGCCCGAUCCAGCCGAGUGAUGUGCCGCCGAAUGUGUAUUUCGAGGUCGACGACGCAUGCGACGAGUGGGUCUUCACAAAAGAAAGCUUUGAUUUCAUACAUGUGCGCGCCAUGUAUGGCAGCGUGGCCGACUGGGGGAAGCUCUACGAACAGGUCAUGCUCCACCUCAAACCCGGCGGCUACUUCGAGCAGGUCGAAAUGAGCGUCGUGCCCAAAUCCGACGACGACAGCGUGGGUCCCGACAGCAUCUUCAGCCAAUGGGGCCGGGUAUCGCUCGAAGCCGGCGACGCCUUCGGCAAGACGCUCCGCUGCGUCGACGAGUCCAAAGACGGGCUGGUCGCAGCCGGCUUCGAAGACGUGGUCGAGCACCGCUUCAAGUGGCCGAUUGGCGGCUGGACGAAAGACAAGACCCUGAAGGAGAUCGGGCUGUACAACCGCCUGCAUUGGGAGCAGGGCAUCGAGGGGUGGUGUAUGUUUCUGCUGAUCAACUAUCUGGGCUGGACGAAGCAGGAGGUGGAUGUCUAUUUGGCCAAGAUGAGGGGCAUGUUGAGGGAUAGGAAGGUGCAUGCUUAUCAGGAUGUGUGA
This is a messenger RNA of Coniosporium apollinis CBS 100218, 960 nucleotides long. RefSeq lists its product as uncharacterized. The record is from RefSeq and is a predicted model, not a curated record. Gene Ontology annotation, molecular function: methyltransferase activity. The coding region runs from base 1 to 960 and encodes 319 amino acids. The transcript is spliced from 4 exons. NCBI's taxonomy places the organism in Eukaryota, Fungi, Ascomycota, Dothideomycetes.